Molecule: messenger RNA, 3090 nt
Organism: Eutrema salsugineum
Lineage: Eukaryota; Viridiplantae; Streptophyta; Magnoliopsida; Brassicales; Brassicaceae
Exons: 4
Coding region: 1-3090 (1029 amino acids)
Source: RefSeq, a predicted model, not a curated record
AUGGGUAUUGACGCAAAGGAAUCAUGCGCAAUAAUAUGGAAAAUCAUUGGGUUCUCGAUGAACACGAGCAUCAAAUUCAUGAGAAACCACCCGGUUUUGACAGGGGUUUCCAUUUUCUUACUCGCGCUAUACAUUCUCCUCCCUUCCUUGUUGUUCUUCUUGAUAUACUCGUCUCCGGUUCUUGCUUGUGCCGUAGUGUACGCUCGAGAGAAGCUGGGAUUGAGAUUCUCUACCUCGCAUAAGCCGUUUCCCUCUCCGGGGCCAAAGAGCACUUGUGGAGGAGGAGAUAAGAAAUGUCACUUGAGACAGCAGCGAAGUGUUCGACGAAAUGCUCGAAUGAAAGUCGAAGAAUGGGAUUCGCAGACAAGCGAGGAAGAGAAGGACAAAGUCAUCUUGACUUCUCUUUACAAUGACCUCCUUGGCCGUACACCGCAUUUCGAGGAGUCUCCAAAAGCAGAAGUAGAGACCCCUGUAGCAGAAGAAGACAAUGAUGAUAAGUCUUUUGCUGAGCAAGAUUCAGGGACGUCUUCUCUAGAUUCCGGUGAUUUAAAACCAAGGGUUUGCAACUGUGAGAUCAAUGAAGACGGUGAAUUUGAUGGUAAAGAAGAGAUGAUGAGCAAUGUUAAUGAACAUGGGAUUUCAGAGAUUGAGAGAAACAGGAGACUAGAGAGUCUAAUCGCUAGAAGAAGAACAAGAAGACUCUUUAAACUAGCUUUAGAUCAACGGAAUAAGCUUCAGGGUGAAGAAACAACUACCCCGACGCAGAGCAACAGCCUUCAAGUUACGGUUCCAAGGAACAAUAACAAUAACCCUUUUGAAAAACGUCGUAAUUAUCCAUGGGAUACUACUGUUACGGGAUUGCAGGUUCCUGGCUCAGCGCCUUCUGUGAUGUUACAAGGGAGAAACCCUUUUGAUAUUCCUUAUGAUCCUCAAGAGGAAAGACCUAAUCUUACUGGAGACAGCUUUGAUCAAGAGUUUUCAUUGUUUAACCAUAAAGAUAUCUUCUUUUGUCGUCAUGAGAGCUUCUGUCGCUUUGCUCUUUUCUCUCCAGAACAUGCUCAGUGCAUGAACAGCCCAGUUGCUGCUUCAGACAUUUCAGCUACUAGGAAACGUUUAGAUUUGGACAAUGAAUAUAUGGAUCAUACUGAACAGAACCUGCCCUGUAAUGGCAAAGAAGCUUCAAUAGAGGUCGACGAUAAUAGCGUUGAGAGUGGGAAAUACGGAGAAAGAGAGGUGGAAAUGAAUGAUGAGACAGAUUCAAACAAAGAAGAAGGUGCUAAUUCAAGUUGUUCAGAAGAGAGUGAGUCGGAACUCAGCCGUUUCAACAACGCAGAGCUCAGGGAAGCUAUAUGCCACUCGAUGGAUAAUUAUCCUGGUUUUCUUGUGAACCAAACAAGAAACACUAUUCCAAGCACAUUGCCUAGAGGGUUAGUAGCGCCUAGACUCGAUGAUAACAAUGUGUUUUAUGCUCGUAGAUGCGCAAAUUCGCACAGUCGAACAUUUUCCGUUGCCUCAGAUAUGCAAGUUGAGGUUUCAGAGGUUGGUUCACCUCCUACGACAGUUGAUUGGCUUGAUGACUGGUCUAAUGGAGGGGAAUCUUACACUUAUGAUACAGAUAUUGACAGAGAAAUCAUCCGCGGUGAAGAAUCGCGCAAGAGGGUCUCUAGCCAAUGUGAAUCAAGAAGUGGAAUUGGAUCAAAAGGAGAGAAUAGUGAGCCAGGGACUAAACCAGAUCAGAAGGGUGUUGCAGAUGAACCCCUUAGAACGAUUGAUGAUAUGUCAUUGUUAGAUAGAAGAAACCAAACUGAAGAAAAUCUUGAGCCUAAGCCUUCUAGUUCUAAUGAUGUGUCCAACCCUACAAGCUCUGGGAAGUUUGAAGGUUUGUUGUUCCAUACAAGUGCGUCAUUGUCGUCUAUAACAGAAGAACCUGAAUCAAUCUUGGACUCGAUCAUUGGGGCAAACUCAGAUAACUGCUUGACUAAAGAAUUAACUGACCAUAUAUCUCUAACUUCUCUAGAUUCAUCCACGAAGAAGUCGAUUGAUGAUGAAGUUGUUGAUGUGCAACAAUUGAAAAAUGAUGAUCUUUGUGGAUCUCCUAAGGUUAUUGGUUCAAAUAUCAUUGACCUUCAGCAGAAAGACCAAAUAUUGAAUAGCAUUCAAGGGGAAUAUGAGUCAACUCAGAGCUUCUCGGGUGCUACUUUGGACACUCCCUGUAUAGAAUCAUCUGAAAGGGAGAUAGAAGAAGAAGAGGAACCAAACUUAGACAAUUUUCCUGAGGAGUUAACAAAACAAACAGACAAUGAGGUACGUCAAAGCGACUUGAAGAGUUCUCCAGGCCAUGUUCUUACAAAAUUACUAGAAAGUGAGGUCAUGGAAGAGAAUGGUCCGGAAAUAGUCAAAAAUAUUGAUAAGAAUGCAAAGCCUAUGGAGCAAGAGAAAACUCAUGACGUCUUGGAAGCAUCUUCGAGCCAUUCUCAUACACAAUUAGUUGAAGACUACGGAAAUGCAGAAAAUGAUAGUGAUGUGAUACUUCUGCAAGUUCAAGACGGUAAUGACUCAAUAUUGGAUGAGUCAACUGAUCAGGAGUUCUCUAAGGAAGGAGACAUUUCCGGGUUAUUGAAAGAGUUUUAUGCUGAAACGAUACAAGAUUGCAACAAUAAAGCCAAUGAUGAGGAAGAAUCAAUAGUUUCAGAAGACAAUCAUAACUCGCAAAGUUCACAACCAUGUACUCAACAGCGCGGUAUAAACUCUUCCGAAGGAAUAUCACCAAGAACAUUGGAGAACACCCAACAACCAGCGCAUGAUGAUGAUAUUGCCCCAAACACCGUCUCUCAAGAUAUUGUUAAAGAUACAUUUUCUGCAGAUGCCAAUGACCCAACUGCUGCUGAAAGUCAUGAUGAAGAGAAUCUGAAACCUGAUGAGCAAGUUGGAGAAGCUAUGGAAAAGGAAUUAGAGCUUAAUUUAGAAUCAAUGGACCAUAAGACUAGUUUAAUCGCUACUGAAGACGAUGAAGAAUCCAAGAAAUUGAUUGGGGCAGUGCACAAAGCAGACACCGAAACAACAAAAGACAGCAACAGAGUCUUAGGUUAG